Molecule: messenger RNA, 504 nt
Organism: Dentiscutata heterogama
Lineage: Eukaryota; Fungi; Glomeromycota; Glomeromycetes; Diversisporales; Gigasporaceae
Source: the annotation of a GenBank genome assembly
AUGUUGGUUGAUAAAAUUAAAUUUCAUCCAGUUUUUUAUUCUAAUUCAAAUAAUAAUCAAACAGAUAUUGCUAUACAACUUGCAGUUGUAUUAUAUCGACUUGGAUCAAAUGCUUCUCUUUGGACCAUUGCAACUUUAUUUGGAAAAUUUCAUAAAGGAUUUGAAAAUUUUGGAUUUCCAAUGGUAAUUGGAGCAAUUGAUGGUUCUCAUAUACCAUUAAUGGAAGCACCAAGUAAAAUUAAUAAAGAUAUAUAUAUCUCUUGUAAACAUCAAUAUACUAUUCAUUUGCAAGCUAUUGUUGACCAUAAAGGACAUUUUACUUGUUAUGAAAUAGGUUGGCCUGCAUCAGUUCAUAAUACAAAAGUUUUUAAAUAUUCAUAUAUAUAUAAAAAUAAUAAUCUUUUUAUUAAGGAUAAAGAUUAUUUAUUAAAUGACUCUGCAUAUCCCUUAUUACCAUGGAUUAUAACACCUUUUAAGAAUCCACAAGGUUCAAAUAUACAAUAA